Molecule: messenger RNA, 765 nt
Organism: Staurois parvus
Lineage: Eukaryota; Metazoa; Chordata; Amphibia; Anura; Ranidae
Source: the annotation of a GenBank genome assembly
AUGAAGCCGCUGUUGCGCGUCCUCGCCUGCAGGGAGCGCGCUGUAUCCUCCUACACAGGGGGUGCGCGCUGUACGGGGCUGCCCAGAGCGUGUCUGAGAGAUUACAGAACAUCCACUUCAUUAACUGGAGACACACAUAAAAGGACCAUAUUUUCAUCUGUGGGGAAGAAGUUCUACUUUGACACUCAUGCUGUUGUGCAAGUUCUGGAAGACAAAGGAUUCAGCACUCAGCAGUCGGAGGUCAUUGUGUCAGCACUAGUGAAAAUCAUGAAUACUAACAUGGAUCUCAUAUACCAGGACAUGGUUUCCAAAGUACAACAGGAGAUCACUCUUCAGCAGGUCAUGUCACACAUAGCUUCAGUAAAAAAAAAGGAUAUGAUCAUCCUGGAGAAAAGUGAAUUCUCUGCUCUCAGAACACAGAAUGAGAAAGUAAACAUUGAACUACAGCAACUGAAGAAACAGUUAAUUGAUCAUAUUCUUAAAGUUAGAGCAAACAACAAAAUGGACUUUAAUUCAGAGAAAAGCAGAGUAAAGGAAAUGUAUGCUGAUAAUGAAAGAAAACUCCUAGAACUUCGUACAGAGAUAGUGGAAAUGCAUUCCAAUCAAGACAAAGGACUGACACAAACCAGAAGGAAGAUUGACACAGAAGUAGCUGGCGUGAAAACGAUGCUGGAAUCGCAUAAACUUGACACAAUUAAAUAUCUUGCAGGUUCUGUAUUCACAUGCCUCACAAUAGCUCUUGGAUUUUACCGUUUGUGGAUGUAA